AAUCCUGGAUAAUUUUCUCUGGUUUAUAAAAACCAGUGAGUGUUUGAUUUUGAUUGUCAAUAUUGCUUUCUGUGUUUAAAAUGUCUUUUUUUCGUUAUAAAAUGUUGUUGUUGUUGUUGUCGUUAUUGUUUUUGAUUCAAGAAAAAUUUUCCGUUGAAACCCAAACAAUUAAUGAUGAUUCAUUAGCAAUAUAUCCAUGGCCCACUGAAACAAGAGAAACAUUAUCAUUAGAUGGUAUUUGGACAUUUCGUAUAACAGAUUAUUCAUUCAAUAAUGAAUUAUAUGGUUUUCAGCAUCAUUGGUUUAAUCAAUCAUUAGAUUUGAUUGAUGAACAUUAUGAACGUAUGCCAGUACCAUCAAGUUUUAAUGAUAUAACUGAAAAACGUAAAAUACGUGAUUUUGUUGGUUGGUCAUGGUAUGAUCGAAAAUUUUUUCUACCAAAAAAUUAUCAUUCAAAUGAUAAUGAUAUUAUAAUACGUUUUGGUUCGGUUAAUUAUAAAGCUAUUGUUUGGAUUAAUGGUAAUCAUAUUAUGAAUCAUACAGGUGGUCAUUUACCAUUUCAAACAAUUAUUAAAAAAGAUUAUCUUCAUAUGGAUAAUGGUAAUGAAAAUCAUAUUACAGUUGCUGUUAAUAAUGAAUUAAGUCAUAAUACAAUACCACAAGGAUCAUAUAAAAUUAAAAAUGAUACACGUACCAAAUCCAAUCGAAAAUUUAUUGAAUCAAAUUUUGGUUUUGAUUUUUAUAAUUAUGCCGGUAUACAACGUUCGGUUUUAUUGUAUUUUGUACCGAAAAUUCGUAUUACCGAUCUUACAAUUAUAACCGAUGUUAUUGAUCAGAAUAAUGGUAUUAUUCAUUUUAAUGUAACAACAAAUAUUCAACAACAACAACAAGAUAAAUUCAUUGUUCAAAUAGAUGUAUUUGAUCGUUAUGGUAAACUAGUGAAUAGUUCAUCAGGGAAAUCUGAAGGUUCAUUAAUAAUACCAAAUGUACAUUUAUGGUGGCCAUUUACAAUGCAUUCUGAACCUGGUUAUCUUUAUCGUAUGUCAAUAAGUUUAUAUCAUUCAAUUGAAAUGAAUAAAUUAAUUGAUCGUUAUUAUCAAAAUAUUGGUAUACGAACUAUUCAUAUUGAUAAAGAAAAUUAUCAAUUUUUAGUUAAUGGACAGCCAUUUUAUUUUCGUGGUUUUGGUAAACAUGAAGAAUAUGAUAUUAGGGGUAGAAGUUUAGAUCCAGUUAUGAUUAUUAAAGAUUUUAAUCUUAUUAAAUGGAUUGGUGCAAAUUCAUUUCGUACAAGUCAUUAUCCAUAUUCGGAACAAAUAAUGGAUGAAGCUGAUAUACAGGGUAUUGUUGUUAUCGAUGAAUGUCCUGCUGUUGGUUUAUCCGCAUUUAAUCCGAUAUUAUUAAAACAACAUUUACAAACAAUUCGUGAAAUGAUUGAAAGAGAUAAAAAUCGUCCAUCAGUAUUUAUGUGGUCAAUUGCAAAUGAAGCAUCAUCCGGUAAAAUUGAAUCAGAAAAUUAUUUUCAAAACGUUUCCGAAUUAGCCCGGCAAUUAGAUCAAUCAAAUCGACCAAUAACAGCUGCUGAUAAUCAAUAUAAUCAAGAUUAUUUACCACAAUUUUUAGAUGUUAUUAUGAUUAAUCGUUAUUAUGGUUGGUAUAGUGAUACGGGUUAUCCACAAAUAAUCAAAGAAAAUUUAAUCAAUGAUUUUAUAAGAAUAUGGAAAAAAUAUCAAAAACCAAUAAUGAUUUCGGAAUAUGGUGCCGAUACAAUUAGUGGUAUGCAUCAACAACCAAGUAUUAUAUUUACUGAAGAUUAUCAAUCCGAGAUAAUGAUUGAAAGUCAUCAAGCAUUUGAUCAAUUACGUUCGAAAGGAUUUUUUAUUGGUGAACAUAUAUGGAAUUUUGCCGAUUUUAUGACACAACAAUCAUUAACAAGAGUUGGUGGUAAUAAAAAAGGUAUAUUUACCCGACAACGACAACCAAAAACAUCGGCAAGAUUAUUACGUUGUCGUUAUUGGAUGUUGGCUAAUAUUACCAAUCAUGAUUAUCAUGACGAUGAACAUAGUCAAGGUUUUAGUUAUUGUCCAAAUGUUCAAUAUUUUUGAUUUUUCUAAUUUUUGAUAUAAAAACUCAAUAAAAUUCAUUUAUUUCA
This is a messenger RNA of Dermatophagoides pteronyssinus (European house dust mite), 2149 nucleotides long. RefSeq names its product beta-glucuronidase. Gene Ontology annotation, biological process: carbohydrate metabolic process. Gene Ontology annotation, molecular function: carbohydrate binding; beta-glucuronidase activity. The record is from RefSeq and is a predicted model, not a curated record. Lineage: Eukaryota; Metazoa; Arthropoda; Arachnida; Sarcoptiformes; Pyroglyphidae.